This is a messenger RNA of Darwinula stevensoni, 3322 nucleotides long. Lineage: Eukaryota; Metazoa; Arthropoda; Ostracoda; Podocopida; Darwinulidae. The record is from the annotation of a GenBank genome assembly.
GAAAAAUGUUUUUGCAUGUUUUCCAGGUGUGUGUUUUUGUACAUAGUUUGUCCACUCCAGUAAGCUAGGCUUGCCUUUUGCUUUAUUCUCCAUUCAAUAUCCUUGUGAAACAGUAAUUGUGUUGGACAUUCUGGCCUGGAAAUAACUUGGUAAUGGAAGAAAUCUCGGAGUCUUGUGCCCAGCAGCCCCCGCGUCCUGCAUCUGCGCCCCUGUCGGAGGUGCAUCGUCCUCUUCCACCGGCACGUGUCAUGUCCCAUGAAGCCCCUGCUGCAAUAGAUGAUGAUGAUUUGGAGUCAGCUGAGAAAUUUGCAGACUCUGGCUUCAUUGAUUCCUCUUCUUUGAACACCGAGCGGAAGCUUCCUCGCCAUCGGUACAGCAAGUUGGAGCUGGAGGAGAUACGUGAAAAUGGCGAGUUGUGCAAGCAGAAACCAUCUUACCUGGACCCUGCCUUUUUGAAUGAGAAGGGGCGCUGGGAUCCAGCGAAGUGGCAUGCCUCUUUGACAGGCAUGAGUCAUCACAAAAGUAUUGGGUUAAAGGAAGGAGGACGAUUGCGCGAUCCUAAGGAUCGUCUCCUCCGGGAGGAGCAAGAUGACAUAAUCCUCAGUCCCCAACGGAAGAGCUUCGGGACUGGGUGCCAUGCUUCCUUCUCUUUGCGACCCAGCACGCGACCCGACAGCCCGCCCGGUCCCACCAUGGAGCGGGAACGUGAGAGGGAUCACUCUGGGAUGAGAGACAUGCAUCCAAUACCUCACCAUCCACCCAUGAAUCGUCGAGUUGGCAGCGGACGCAUCUUCUCGCGAGACCGGGAACUCGUCCGGGAUCGAGAUUAUGGGUAUCAGGAAGGUGGGCGAUCGCGAACCGGGAAUCGAUAUCAGCGACCCCGUCGCGAGGAGGAAGAACCGGAGUGGUUCUCUGGAGGGCCGACGUCACAGCACGAUGUUAUAGAACUCCGUGGCUUUGACGAUGACGUCAACGAGGAUCCAGCUCGGACCAAGGUGUCUCCACCUGGCAGCAAAGUUGAAGGAUCUGGGACAGGUCAAAAGAUCUUGGAGAUGCUGCAGCGGUCAGAGGAGGAUUCGCGCAAGGGCGGCCAGGCCAUCCUCGACUUUGCCAAUCAAGCUGGGAUGAAGGGGAAGGUGGUGCGCGUGAGUGAACUGGAGGGUCGCUCCCCAGAUGACCAAGGAGAUCUGUCUGCCUUCAAUCGUCUUGCAAUUGGUUCCGGUCGCACAACAACACCCAUCAUCCUGGAUGAUCCUGCCAUUCAGACAGCUGGAACAGGAAUGAAGGUUGGAAACACAGAAGCCCCUCAGCGCCUUCCUUCUGAGCAGAUACGAGCCUCCCAGGCUGAGGGAGGAACUUCAUCCUAUCCCCCAGAGCUGGUUGCAGCACUCAAGCGUGCCAACAUCAUCCCUGAGCUCCUGACCCGACCUCAGGCGCAGGCCAUCAUCACUGGUCUCUGUAAGGGACAGAUCACACAGGGUCACUUGAUAGAGCAGCUUCAGAAGUCAGUGAUGCCAGCAGUGCUCCGUGAGACAGUGCGGAGCAUUCUGACCCUGGUGAAGGCUCGCAUGACCCUGGAGCUUCUGUUGCUGCCUCCUCAGGGCAUGAGAAAGACUGGCUCUGGUCCCUCCACACCGACCCAUGACCAAGGCAUCGUUCCUUCUGCUCCUCCAGCUGCUCAUGCUGCUGGGAACCGUGUGCCAUCCCCACAAGAGCUGGCAGCACACACCCAGCAGAUCCUCCAGAAUGCUCUGAUCAAGAAGCAUCUGAUGGUGCAGGAGGAGAACUUCCGCAAGCGGCAGCAGCAGCAGCUGCCACAGCAAAGGGUCGACUCUGGCGACAUGCGGGACGAGGUGGGGCAGAAGGCAGCUGCACCCUCCACCCUUGCAUUCACCCCCACAUCUGUGAUGCGAAAGAUGAACUCCACUGCCAACCUGCCCCCUUCGAACGCUGUUUCCGCCAACUACGCUGGCGAAAAUGGAGGUGUCAUGGGCAUGGGUGAAGUACAUCAGACUCGUUCCAUCACAAAGGCUGCACCUCAGUCAGGACUGGGAGGUCGAGGGAUGCUGCCUCAAGGUAUGAUGGGACAAAGUGGGAUGAAGGCCCCCACUCAGGCAACAGUCCCGGCACCUGGUGGCCGCAUGGGAGGCGGGGCAGGUUGGGGGGGCUGGCACACUUCACCUCCACCACCCAUCCCUGCUCCUGGGGGGUUUGCCAAUUUGAACAUGAACAUGAAUGCUACCCCUGCUGCUGCAUCACCCUAUGUUGUCCCCCCUCACAUGAGGUUCAGCAAUCUCCCUCCCAACAUUCUCCUCACGCGUCCUCCUUUCCAGCCCCAUGUGAGAGAUGGAGGAAAGCUGAUGGGCCAUGCUCCAGGUAUGGACAAGGGAGCAGGUGGGGAUGGGCUGUCCCAGUGGUUCGGGCCAGAGAUCCUGAGCCAGGGCGGGGGCCCUCAAGUACCCAUGCAGAAGGCGCUCUCCCUCGAGGAAGUGGAGCGCCUUCAGCAGUUCCAGGCUGCCACCGUGAAGAACUGAAACGAGAGUACAAAGCACUGUCACACGACCACGAACGGAGUGAACGAACGAGUGAGUCGGUUCGGGACUUUGCUACUCAUUCUCCCAUGUGAUCCGAUCGAGUGCGGGAAGCCGGCUUCGAGUGUUCUUGGUCUCAGAGGAAAAGAAAAAGAAAAAGAGUUAUUUAUUUUUCAGAGAGAAAGAGAGAUUCCCUAUCUCCCACUCCCCUUCAAUUUAUUUUGUUCCUAUGUGUGUAAAUAAGAAAUUUUUCCCCCAAGUGUGUUGUACAGAGGAGAAAUGGUCUCGUUGCCCUGUGAUUUGCGCCAAAAAAGCGAGGUUUUGUCUGUGCAUCUGUCCAUCUGGAAGAGUCUGCAUGUGGGUGCAAAUUUUUCUGCCUGUGCUGUCUUCUGUCAUCUGUAAUUUUUUUUUGGAAGUAAGUGCCUUUGCUCUCUGUGGAGAAUCUCUUCAUCUCUCUCUUUCACCUGUUAGUAUGUGAUCUGCCGCAAUUGGAGACCCUCCCAUAAAAUCUCCCCCCCUCCUUUUUUCUUCUGCUAAAAUUUGACGCACAUUCCACGUCUUGUCUGUGCGAGAUAUUAUGAGUGGGUACAACCGGGUUACCAGGCGGUCUCUUGUGUCUUGCGAAUAGGCUAGAAUUUUUGGUUGUAAAUGGUGAUGAAGCUAAUGUUGUCUUGGAAGGAAAUGUUUUGUUCAUGUCCCUUUAGGCCUACUGCUGCCAAGUGGGUAAAAUCUUUUUUCUAGUUCCUUAUUGUCUGGAGAUGAAAUUAUUGAAUAAAGUGAGCUGCAAUGGA